Naegleria gruberi is the source of this 4953-nucleotide messenger RNA. RefSeq names its product integrator complex subunit 4. Gene Ontology annotation, cellular component: integrator complex. Bases 1 to 4896 code for a protein of 1631 amino acids. The transcript has 11 exons. Gene Ontology annotation, biological process: snRNA processing. NCBI's taxonomy places the organism in Eukaryota, Heterolobosea, Eutetramitea, Acrasida, Naegleriidae. The record is from RefSeq and is a predicted model, not a curated record.
AUGUCCACCACAACUGCCUCUGUUCAAAACAAUACUAACGGACUAGAUGAAGAUAAGUCACCAUCUUCUUCGACCAAGGUCAAACUCUUUGAUCGAUUGCAAAACAAGAUCUCCAAUAGAAAUUCAGUAACUGUCGAUACAAGCAAUAAUUCCACACCAAAAACAUCUUCUGUAAAGAGAGGACUCUCAAUGAUGCUCUCUAAAAAGACCUCUAGUAACCUGCAAUCGGAAAUCAAGAAGGUGUCUCCAACUUCUGAAGGAUUAGCAGAGUUGAAAGAAUCAAGAUUAACCAAAACUAGAUCAGUUUCUAUCAUGGUUCCAAAAUUUUCAUUAGCAGAUAAGCAAGGAAUAAGCAAGGAAGCAUCUGAAAGAGCAAGAUUAUUCCACUCACAAAUGCAUCAAAGAAAACAGAAAGCAGGAACAAAGGCUUCAUUUUCACAUUUAAUAGUUAAAAGAUCAGCAGGAGGUUCUUCUUUGGCAACCAAACGAUCCAUCAACACUGCUGACAUGCAACAAUUUGGCUUCGAUCAAAUAUCACAGGAAGUUGAUGCUUAUGGUGAUGCUGAUACUCAACCAAUGGAUGAUAUGGAGGGUAUUUCUCAGGGACAACAACAACAAAAUUUAUCGGAUCAGGGAAGGAAAAAAGAAAUUGAAGAGUUGGAUACUUUUAUUAAACAAUUAGUAAAUUCAAAGAAUUCAAUCGAGAUUAAAGCUGUUCUCCCUGUGUUGAUUACUUAUUUAACUCCCACAUCAAAUAAUUUUAUACCAAAUGCUCUCUCCUAUAUUAAUUCAUCAAAUUAUUUAUUAGAACAUUUAGUAACAGUGUUUACUUAUGUGUUAAAUGAAUUGAAUAUUGAAUUAAGUUCAAUUUAUGAUAGGGAUACAAUUGUAUUAUUUGUAAGAUUUUCUACAGUGAUGGUUUGCUCGAAUAUUUCCAAUAAUGAUGUUGUAAAAUUCAUGUCAAGAAUUAAUUAUUGGUCAAACUUGUUAUCAUAUGAUUCUCACAAAAUUAAAAAACAAAUAUUUAAUGGACUAGUUGACAUUUCAAAGAGGAGUGAGAGUUUAGCUACUUUAAUCUUUGAAAAAAUGUCACAACAUGCCUAUAUGUUAUCUGAUUGGGAUCAAGGUAUCAGAAGAUCCUAUUUGAAGCUAUUAUCUGUAUCAUGUCCUUUCGAUAAUGAUUAUUUGGAGGAUGAAAAAAUUUCCAAAGUAUUGAAAAUGAUAAGAACAGCAUUCACUGAUAGAGAUUCAAGAGUUAGAACUCAAGCUGUAGAGUCACUAGUAUUGCUUAGUAAGAGAGGAUUGAAACUUUCAUUUGAUUUAUAUCCUGAAGCUGUUAGUUCAUUACAUGAUGAUGUGGAGGAGGUAAGAGAGCAAGGACUAGAACUUGUAACAUUAAUUGCACAAUUAUAUCCAAAUAGAGUAGUUUCUCACUCCGGUACUCAAUUGUCUCUUGUGGAAGAUGCUUUUGGAAAAAUUUGUAAUGCAGUCAGAGAUCAUGUUGUCUCCGUUAGAACUAAGGCGUGUAAAAUGCUUGGAAAGUUGAAAGGAAUGAGUGAAAAACUCUUAUUGGAAGGAUUUGGAAAAAUAGAACUCGAAUAUACUCCAAAAUAUAAUAGGAGAAGACAAAGAGAGGAAGAGGAUGCAAAUACUAAAAAGAAAGCUCUUCAACAAAGACAAUUAAUUAUGGAACAAACUUUCAACAGUGAAGAUUUUUCCGAAGAUGUGGAUGGUGAUAUUUCAAUCAAAGGAACUGAAAAGGAUGCUCUUUUGUACAGUGGAGCUGUUGGUACAUUCGUUUUAGCUUUAGAAGAUCAAUAUAGAAGUGUAAGAAUGGCAAUUAUUGAAUCGAUAUGUGAACUAAACAGAGAGUCAGACUUGUUUAGCAGAAAAUCAGUAGAUUAUUUAAUAGAAAUGUUUAACGAUGAAAUUGACUCUGUAAGAAUUCAUGCUAUCGACUCUGUAAGCAAAAUUAGUGCAGCUUCUCUGAGAUUUGAUGAAGAACAAUUACAAAUCGUUCUUGCUAUUUUGGAAGAUUCUAACUCAGAUAUAAGAGCCUCCAUAAGAAAUUUAUUGAGCGUAAUUGUUUUGUCUAAUGCUAGGUGCUUAAAUGCAGCCAUUAGGGGCUUACUAAUUAACAAUUUGAAAAAGUACAGCUCUGACUUGGAUCACAUUUACAGGUGCUUGAGAGAUAUUGCUAAAAACCAUUCCAAAAUUACAGAAUUUUUGAUUGAAUAUAUGUUUAAGCACUAUGCCUACCUAAGAUCUAAGCACCCUAAUUUAUUUCCAAACUUAAACAUCCGUACACUGAGCAUGCAAUCGAGUUCAUUAGCUUACACAUUUGCAAAUGGAAAGACAAAACAAACCAGUACUCAAAAUGAUCAUUUAACACUUGUAUUGCCAUUUAUUGAAACUUUUAAUGAAAUUAGAUUUCUUUCUAUGACUAAUGAAAAGGAAGAUACCUUGGAUGCUAUGAAGAGUUUAAGAAAUGAACUUCAAAAGACUGCAAAAAGUUCUGAUAGAAAUUUGAACGUAUUCAUUCAAUUUUUGAAAUUAUAUUGUACAUGUUGCUAUUACUAUUUAUCUAUUAGAAACAUUUCCCAAACUGAAAAAGUUGGUCCUAAGGUAUUUCAAAAUAUUAUUCAAACCACGUACAAGAUUGAGACACUUUUUGGAAACUUGAGUGAUAAUCUGCUUUUACAACUGAUGUGUCUCAGAUUUAUUGUUUAUGUAAAAUAUUUACUCUACUCUUCUGAGAAAGGUGCUAGUUUAUCUGCUGAACAUGUAAAUACUAGAAAGAUUCGACAAUUAUGCCAAAUGAUUCAAGAUUCUUCAAAUAAGUUUGGUCUUCCAAUAGAUGAAUCUCUUUAUUCAAUAAUAUUACACUUCCUCUCUAAUGACGAAAUUUCAACAUCAGAAUUGCAAAAUAGUAAUCAUUUCUUUCCCAAACUUGAAGAAAGUGACAUUCAUAGUAUGACGUACAAAUCUUGUCAAAUAAUCUCACCAACUCCAAAUCUCGAAAAACCAAUUGAAUUCCAACCUUUCAUAUCACUCCCAAUAUCAGUACAGGCAAAACUUAGAGAUUUAGAUGCCAAUGACAAAUUAUUUAUUGAUGUUUCCUUCUCAGAUGGUACCAAUAGUAUUUUCCCUGUCAACAAAACAACAGAAGUUUCAAAUAUUGGUUCAUCCAAAUUCCUGUUAUCUAAAGAAAUUCAAUUGAGAACAGAGUGGUGGAGUGAAUCAUGUCCAAUUGAAAUCUCACUAAGCACUUCCUAUUCUACCCAAAUCUCAGAUGAGUACUCCCUUCUUGUCAAUGAACAUUCAACAAGUGAGCAAACAACAAUAAUGCAAACGAGGGAUUUUCUAACUUCAUAUCUGUAUCCAGUUCAUCAGCCCUAUAUGCCACAUCCAAUUAGUUUUGAUGCAAAGUUAGUUGAUUUAUGUGAUGAUUCACACGUUGAAACUGAUAACUCUAACAAACCACUCAAUGUUUCAUUCUCAAAUUUGGAUUGUAUUGAAUUCUUUUGUGGAGAAAAUUCAUCCAAUUUUUCACUUGCCACUAAAUUAGAGAGAUUUACCUUUUCACGAAUGAUUAAUCAUUGUUUAUUUUGCAUGAGUGAGAAGGCCCAACGUUUUAGAGAGUUCAUUACAAAUGAGAAUCGAACAAUUUGGAAUGAAAAUGAUAUUAGAAUUAAGGAUAAAAUUACAAAAUUGAAUAGAAAAUUAACUGCAUUUGAAGUUUUAAAUGUUACAACACUCAAAGAACAAGAAAUUCUGUACAAUCCAAUUAUAUGCUAUUGCUAUCAUGGAAAUUAUUAUGGAUUUCAAUGUGAUGCCUAUUCUGUUUUCUUUUCUCCAUUGGUUAAUAAUUGGUUUCCUCUGUUUUUAGCAAUAAUCUAUGGGAUUUUAACCCCAAUUAUUAUGAUUACAACAUGUAUACCUCAAAUUAACAACAAAAUUAAGGUUAUCAAGAAGAAGAUUUUGACAAUUGAAGGAAAAUGGAAGAGAGCUAGGUCAAUUUUUGCUGGAGUAUUUAAUAUCAAGUUACAGGGUGUUUAUUUUCUUGUGGCUGCUUCAAUUUUCAUUCUUAUUGAGAAUUUACAUGAUUUACUUUCCAAUUUUUCAUUCUAUCGACCAUUUCAUCAAAAUUUCAUUAAUGGUUUAUUCAGAGCCAUUUCUGUUGCUUGCCUAUGUUGCAGCUUUGUUUCUAUGGUGGUCAAUUGGUCUCACGUAGUUACAGCCACAAUGGCUCACAAACCAGAAGCUAAAUCUCGUCUAGGACUCAAACACAAAAUAGUUCUUUCAGUUUUCUAUGGAAUUUUACUUGUUUGCAUUUUGGUAAUGAUUAUUGUCUAUGCAGCAACACUUGUGAACGUUUAUGCUUUCAUUGUGUUGGGAAUUUCAGGAAUUUUGUACUCGUUUUUUGUUUUAUUUGGAUUUUUAUUUUAUGGAUUGAAAAUUUUUUAUUCCCUUCGUAAAACUCAAAACAUUUCCUUCUCCUCUCUAAGAAUUACCAAAUUCAUGCUAGCCAUUGAUUUUUACUUUGUAAUUGUCAUGAUUGUCUCAGCAUGGGUCGUAAUGGGUUAUAUUACUGGAUGGGAUAAUGUGGGUUUAUUCCUUGGAGAGUACAGAAAUGUGGAAUUGGAUUUAGUAUUCCUAAUCUUAAUAUCCUUACUGAACUAUAUGUUAUAUCAUUCUGAACAAUUUUCUGAAAUGUUUGGAGGAAAAACCUUAGGUGAGUGGAUGAAAAAGUUGUGCUGUCUGAUUUGUGAAUUGGGGGAUGAUAAAUGGGAAACCAAUAAGAAGGGAACGACGACGAAUCCUACUAAGAGUACAAGUACUGCCACUACUACUGUUGCUGCUGCUUCUGCUGUGGAUUCUCAAUCAAAUGUUUAAACUAGAUACCAAUUUAACUUGUUGUUUACAAUAAAAUAUUUACAAAACUUGAUCAUC